This is a messenger RNA of Ciona intestinalis (vase tunicate), 1810 nucleotides long. The record is from RefSeq and is a predicted model, not a curated record. Lineage: Eukaryota; Metazoa; Chordata; Ascidiacea; Phlebobranchia; Cionidae.
AAAACGGAGGAAUUUAAGUUUUUAUUUGCCACCUAAAACUUCAACCACGUAAAUUAUAGUUCGACCAAAAAGAUAAAAACUAAAGAGAAAAUUUUAAAGAGAUUAAAAUCUCUUUGCAUCAACCAUGCAAAAAUUGCACUUAGAAAAACCUGAGAUAUGUAAUCUUACUUGCAACUCCGCACAUUCUGCCCACAAAAAGUGCAACCCACAAGGUAAUCGAUGUGUGCCUGGAGAUCAACUAAGUUUGUGCGGUGAAACAGUAAAUGAUUGCCAUGCAGAAAUAAUUGCUAGGAGAGGUUUCUUAAGAUAUUUAUAUAAACAGAUAUUUGAUUUUCAAAAUGAUUUGAAUAAAACUAAAACAAUAUUUGAAGUUGGUGAGUACAACAGAUUAAAACUGAAACACGGCAUUGGUAUCCACUUAUAUAUCAGUACAACACCAUGUGGGGAUGGUUCAAUAUUUGCUACAAGUGAUGUUUCAGUGGAAACCAAUCAAUCAAAUUAUGUUAAACAUUACCCAAUUAUGGAAAACAGAAAACAAGGAAUCUUAAGAACAAAAGUUGAAAAAGGGGAAGGAUGUAUUCCUACUUCCGAUAAUAUUGUAACAUGGGAUGGUUUGGUUAGGGGUGAAAGAUUAAGAAUAAUGUCUUGCUGUGAUAAAAUAGCAAAAUGGAACUUUGCAGGCUUACAAGGCGCUCUGUUAAAUACUUUUAUUGAACCAAUUUACCUGGAGACAAUAACAAUUGGCCGCCACUUCCACCAUGGUCAUUUGACACGAGCACUGUGUUGCAGAGUUGACAAAGCCUUGCGUUGUUAUAAUGGAACAAAGAUUCCUAUCAAGUUUAAAGUGAAUCAUCCUAUGAUUGGAAAAGUCAGUGGAAAAGAGCUUCAUAGGCAAACAGGGAAACUGAAAACUCGUGAAUUUAGUUUGAAUUGGUCUAUUGGUGAUGAACAAUUUGAAGUUAUUGAUGGAAGUAAUGGCAGGUGUCAAUCUUCAGUGUCAAGACUUAGCAAGUGUGCAUUAUAUGCAAUGUUUAAACAGGUAACACAUCAAAAAACAUAACUACUGUACAAUAAACAGGUUUAUUUAUCCAAAGACAAGGAAAAAUUUAUAUGUUUCUACAGCUCAGUAGUGUGAAAUACUUUAACUACAGAGAAGCAAAACAAAGUUGUUCAGAUUAUCAAAAAGUAAAACGAAUAAUGUUUGAAGCUUUACAGCAAGCUGGAUUUGGUAAAUGGUCGAAUAAACCUCCUGAAGAAUCACAAUUUUCAUGAUUCAUAACUUUUGUUGUUACCACUAUACUGUUUAAGUUAUACUACUCAAUUUAGUUAAGUUGGACAAAAAAAUUUUUAUAAAUACAUAAAUGAAUAAAAUGAUUUUUUUCAUAAUAUAUGAUGAAAGCGUAGACUUUGGUGAGAUGCAAACUUGAGUAGUUAAUCAAAGUAUUUAGACAGAAAAUUAGGUAUGUGCAAGGUGGUGUGGGAAGUUUAACAUAGCAUCAUUUUUAAACACCAAUAUUGUUGCAUGGAGUACUGAACCUACUAUGAGUCUGACACUUGAUGGUUCUACCAUUGUGGGCAUAUGUGAAAAAAUAUUUUUUAUUCAUUUAUACUACGUAAUUGCUGAAUCUGCUCACUACAGUAAAUUUCUUAAAUGCCUUGGUUAUUGGUUAGUCAUUAAACUUCUCACCAAGGUCACACAAGUUACAAAAAAACAAUGCAACCAGUAUUUCAACUAUUUAUUACAACUUUAGAUAAGGUGUAGCAGUGUAAUGCAGCAUUAACUUACAUGAGAUACCGAGAUAAUAAUGUA